AUGACUUCUUCAAAGAUUCAAAAAGAUAUUGUGAGUGCAUAUAAAAUAAAGAACAUUAAAGUUAUUCUUGAUGAAUUAAAUGGUUACUUUGCCUUGCUAGUUGAUAAAUCCUUUGAUGUGUCACGCAAGGAGAAAAUGGCUAUUGUAUUUCGAUAUAUUGAUAGAAAGGGAUUUGUGAUGGAGCGACUUAUUGACAUUGUUCAUGUUCAAGAUACUAGUGCUUUAUCUCUAAAGGAGGCAAUUGUUAAUUUACUUGCUCAACAUUCUUUGAGUCCAUCAAGUGUGCGUGGACAAUGUUAUGAUGGGGCAAGAAAUAUGCAAGGUGAGAUCAAUGGCCUUAAAAUGAUGAUUAGGCGAGAAAGUAGAUUGACUCAUUCCAUCGAUUUUUUUGCUUAUCAACUUCAACUAACUCUUGUUGGGGUCUCUAAAAAGUGUGUUGAAGUGGGAAAACUUGUAGUAUUGGUCUCAAAUAUUUUAAAUAUAUUGGGAUCAUCUUUUAAACGUAUGGAUGAAUUACGUGAUUCUCAAAAAGAAAUAAUUAAAGAGGCAUUAGAUAUGGGUGAACUUACAACCGGUAGGGACUUGAAUCAACAACUUGGUCUUUCAGUAGCUUGUGACACUCGUUGA
Solanum dulcamara is the source of this 627-nucleotide messenger RNA. RefSeq lists its product as uncharacterized. NCBI's taxonomy places the organism in Eukaryota, Viridiplantae, Streptophyta, Magnoliopsida, Solanales, Solanaceae. The record is from RefSeq and is a predicted model, not a curated record. The transcript has a single exon. The coding region runs from base 1 to 627 and encodes 208 amino acids.